AUGGCUUCAGUUGUCCCAACUAUUGCCGGUGUCAUUGUACUCUUGACCGUUCCCUUUGCUCCUAGCAAGCGCGUUGGCCUGCUGUUGGCUUAUUACAUUAUAAUCGCUUACUGGGGAUGCGCAGGCCUAGCCCUGUCACUUGUGACUCGAAAUGUCGCCGUUGGAAAUGCGAUAGGGUCACAGACUUAUCAGGCCAAAGAUGCCCCUCGCUACUUUCCAGCUCUUGCCACUGUAUUAGUAUGCUUUGUGUUACUGGAAGUCGUGCUGUUUGCUCUCCGCACGUAUUAUAUUGCACAGAACAAGAAGCGUGAUUGUAUGAUUGAGCGCGGAGAGGCUACGGAGGAUAGGAAUUUUACCCACUCAUUCGAAGAUAUCACAGAUCGACAAAAUGUCAAUUUUGAUCGUGAUUGA
Messenger RNA from Talaromyces stipitatus ATCC 10500, 411 nucleotides. RefSeq names its product allantoate permease, putative. The record is from RefSeq and is a predicted model, not a curated record. The transcript is spliced from 3 exons. Lineage: Eukaryota; Fungi; Ascomycota; Eurotiomycetes; Eurotiales; Trichocomaceae. The coding region runs from base 1 to 411 and encodes 136 amino acids.